AUGAACGGCUCGCCCACCUACAGCAGCAUGUCCUACUCGCAGCAGGCGACCCCGGGCAUGGGGCUGAGCUCCAUGGGCUCGGGGGUCAAGACGGAGUCGAGCUCCAGCCCGCCCGUGGUCACGUCCUCCUCCCACUCCAGGGCUCCCUGCCAGGGCGGAGAUCUCCGGGACAUGAUCAGCAUGUACCUGCCCGGGGCCGACGUGGCGGAGCCGGCCGCCCCCAGCAGACUGCACAUGUCGCAGCAUUACCAGAACGCACCUGUGCCAGGAGCGGCGAUAAACGGCACGCUGCCUCUGUCCCACAUGUAAGACCCAGGGGGCGGCGCGGGAGGGGGGCUCGGCAGGAAGGAGCGCGGAGAAACCCAAACCAAGCGACAAACUUUUCUUAGCAAUGCUGGACUUUUCUG
This is a messenger RNA of Python bivittatus (Burmese python), 407 nucleotides long. The record is from RefSeq and is a predicted model, not a curated record. Lineage: Eukaryota; Metazoa; Chordata; Lepidosauria; Squamata; Pythonidae.